Paramormyrops kingsleyae is the source of this 2398-nucleotide messenger RNA. The record is from RefSeq and is a predicted model, not a curated record. NCBI's taxonomy places the organism in Eukaryota, Metazoa, Chordata, Actinopteri, Osteoglossiformes, Mormyridae.
UAUUAAAAGAAGGCGUCACGUCGUUCCGCUCUAUGAAUGACCGUCCUUCCAAACCAGGAAACAUUCAGCAUAUUUGUUUAACUUUUUCUCUACUGUAACAGUAGAUGGGUGGAGUUUACUGACACUUCUGAUCACUUUCGUCUUGCUUCGCAACAACAUGGGCUACAACUUAACUAUUAAAUGCAGUAAUUUUAAAUUAGAUUUUUAUAGCAAGAAAUGUGCGAACAAUAUAGUAGCUUUGGCGAAACGUACACAGCUUUUGAGUCACUAAACCAGUUUAUUUAGCGAGUUACUUAAUCGUUCAUUGUCGAGACAGGUGCGGUAUGGAAAAGUUAGGAGCUUUCAGAUAUAUAUAUGAGGUAUACAUGUCAUUUUUUACCGACUUGUGUUGAUUUUUUUUUGCUUAAAAACAUUGAAGCGUUGCAGUUCUUUAGCUUUAACGUUUGAAAUGUGCGAGAACAUUAACAAAGAAAGCCAGGAUGCAGAAGAGUGUAACUUCGAGCAUGUUACCGGCGUUAAUAAGGGUCCCCCCCCGGUCAGCGUCGUGAUCGCGACCGCACUGUAUGUCGCCGAGCUGGUCACCGCUGCGGUGCUCUGCAAAAUGUACAGCGACACCGAAGACCGGUUCUGGAUGGGCUUCACCAUCACCUUCAUGCUGGUGCCGUCUCUUCUCACACAGUUAACACUCACUUUCCUCCAUCGAGACUUGGAAAGCGACCGUCCACUGGUCUUGUGUUUGCAUCUCCUCCUUUUGGGACCGCUUAUCAGGUGUAUUGAGGCCUUAGUGAUAUACUUCCAGGCGGGCAAAAAUGAGGAGCCAUAUGUCACCAUUUCCAGGAAGAUCAAGCUGGCAGGAAGACAGACCACGCCCACGGAGAGGGAGAUCAGCCAAUCAGAGCGCAAGCUGGCUACUUUUCGCAAUGCUGCCAAACGCUCUGCCAUCAUCCAGGCGUUCCUGGGCUCGGCGCCACAGCUGAUGCUGCAGCUGUACGCCAGUAUCCAGGAGAAGAGCAUCCUCCCUGCCCGAGUGUGCCUCAUCACCAUAAAUCUCCUCUCCAUCACCUAUGGCACCCUAGUCUGCAACGUCUUAGCCAUACAGAUCAAAUACGACGACUAUAAAAUCCGCCUGCAGCCUUGCGCCUACUUCUGCAUGGUGCUGUGGAGAGGGCUGGAGAUCGCCACCCGCACCACAGCACUGGUGCUCUUCAGCACGGCACUGACGUACUGGGUGGUGCCCAUUGGACUCGGCAACUUGCUCAUCUUCUUUGCCCUACCUUGGGUGCUGUUCUGGAAGAAGAGAGCCUCGCUUCCUGACUCACUGGAGAAAAGCCUCAGCAAGUUUGGCACCAUAGUUGCACUCUGCCUGAUUACGUUCCUCUACGCUUGCAUCAACACUUUCUGCUACUCGGCAAUCCAGCUGGACCUGGCCCAUCGGGACCUGAUUGAAAAGAGCAUGAGCUGGGUCCAGAUCGCCAUGUAUUACAGCCUCCGUUUUGCGGAGAACACCUUCCUGGUUGUCAUGUGGUAUUUUUUCAAGACGGACUUCUACGAGUACAUCUGUGCACCAAUGCUUGUGAUCCAGCUGGUGGUUUGCUACGUCUUGGCUGUGACUUUCAUGAUGGUCUUCUACCAGUACUGUCAUCCCUGUCGCCACCUAUUCAGUCACAACGUGGCUGACUGCCUUCGCUGUGCCUGCUGUCACAGAGAGACCGGGCCAGCAGUGCCCGUUGACGUCAUCGUUUCUGAUCACAUGACAGAGGAUGACAGACCAUGCCUGUUAACUGUGAAACAGUAAUCCUGCCUGCUGUCACAGAGAGACCGGGCCAGCAGUGCCCGUUGACGUCAUCGUUUCUGAUCACAUGACGGAGGAUGACAGACCAUGCCUGUUAACUGUGAGACAGUAAUCCUGCCUGCUGUCAGAGAGAGACCAGGCCAGCAGUGCCCGUUGACGUCAUCGUUUCUGAUCACAUGACAGAGGAUGACAGACCAUGCCUGUUAACUGUGAGACCAUAAUCCUGUUUGCUGUCAGAGAGAGACCGGGCCAGCAGUGCCCGUUGACGUCAUCGUUUCUGAUCACAUGACAGAGGAUGACAGGCCAUGCCUGUUAACUGUGAGACAGUAAUCCUGCCUGCUGUCACAGAGAGACCGGGCCAGCAGUGCCCGUUGACGUCAUCGUUUCUAAUCACAUGACAGAGGAUGACAGACCAUGCCUGUUAACUGUGAGACCAUAAUCCUGGUUGGGGACCGCUGCUAUACCAAGGCGCGCUCGACUGUUGCCAUUCCUCAGCUGCAAUCUGCAAAGUUUCUUGUUUAAUUCCUUAUCAAUGUUUAUAGACAGCAACGGUUUUCAAUGUAAUGUUGCAAAAAUGCACUAUGUAAAUAAAACUGAAUAUACUAA